This is a messenger RNA of Colletotrichum orchidophilum, 1035 nucleotides long. Its product is annotated as NmrA-like family protein. Lineage: Eukaryota; Fungi; Ascomycota; Sordariomycetes; Glomerellales; Glomerellaceae. The transcript has a single exon. The record is from RefSeq and is a predicted model, not a curated record. Bases 1 to 1035 code for a protein of 344 amino acids.
AUGAGUUCCUCCAUGAAGAAGAUCUUGGUCGUGCUGGGUGCCACGGGGAAUCAAGGUGGCUCCGUGGCUCGAGCAUUCCUCAGCGACACGGCUUUGGCUAGUCAUUGGCACGUACGAGCAAUCACCCGUAAUCCGUCGUCCGAAUCUGCCGCCAAGUUAUCGAAACUUGGCGCGGAAAUGGUAUCUGCCUCUCUCGACUCCAUCUCGGAGCUCAAGUCAGCUUUCGCAGACGCUACAGCAAUCUUUGCAGUCACAGACUUUUGGAGCGCCAUACGAACCCAAGAAGUCGCCGAUAGGGUCCGAAGCGAGGGAGUCGGCCUCGCCAUCGCUGCCCAGGACCUGGAGGAGGCAUGGGGCAGAAACCUCGCAGCAGCUGCAGCGGCUAUACCGACGCUGGAACGCUUCAUCUUCAGCAGUCUUCCGCCAGUCUCCAAGCUCAGUCGAGAAAGGCUCAAGCACGUUCACCAUUUCGAUGGCAAGGCCAACAUUGUCAGAAAUAUCCAACAGGAAUAUCCCGCCCUAUGGAACAAGACCUCGCAGAUCUUGGUCGGAUUCUACAACUCCAACAUUUUGCCCGGCUCCUAUUUCGGUCCGCGUUUUAACUCGGAGUCGGGAAAGAUCGAAUUCGAGGGCCCCGUGAGCGACGAUACUCCCAUACCGUUCAUCGACGCGCCGUCCAGCACCGGGAUCUUCGUCAAGACACUGGUACUCACCGAGCCUGCCGGCACAAUCUUGGCGGCUUACGACGAAAUGAAGUCUCUAAGAGAGUGCAUCGAGGUGCUGCGCGAGAAAACAAGCCGGGACUUUGUUUUUCUGCAAAGAACCGUUGAUGAGAUGGCGGCUGAAUCGCUGCUGGGUCGUGAGGCUCCUGAGAGCUGGGUUUGGCUCGCAGAGUAUGGUUUGUUUGGAGAGAAAGUCAAUGGCUGGAAAGAGUCACUGACGGCGCCGACGGGUCUCAAGGCAAAUGUUACAGCGGUGAACCUCAACGAGUGGCUUUCGGAACAGGAUUGGAGCAAGGCAUUCCAAUCAGUCUGA